Trachemys scripta elegans is the source of this 3754-nucleotide messenger RNA. It is a transcript of the gene SLC25A40, whose product is annotated as solute carrier family 25 member 40. Gene Ontology annotation, biological process: mitochondrial transmembrane transport. Bases 806 to 1894 code for a protein of 362 amino acids. NCBI's taxonomy places the organism in Eukaryota, Metazoa, Chordata, Testudines, Emydidae. The record is from RefSeq and is a predicted model, not a curated record. The transcript has 12 exons.
GCCGCCCCCUGAGGAGGCGGCACGACUGGCGCUGCCCGGCAGAGGGGGAUGCCGGCGCAAGGCUAGUGUCGGUGCCGGAGCUGCCCUUCCCCCCAGCGCUGGGAGCAGAGUCACUCGGAGCGGGCUCCUGCCUCCCAACAGCCCGGUACGGGGCAGCGUGCGGGCGGCUGAUGGCCUCCGUGGACGAGCUCUCCGGACUCUGCUUGCAUUAGACCCUAGACUCCAGCUUCUGACCCUGGUCUGUCCUUGUCUUUGCUCUUCGAUUGCUGUUUGUAACCUGGCAUCUGACCUUCAUCUCCUGGUAAUCUUCCCCUGCCUACAUCCUGACUCUUAGUUUGUCCUCUGGCCUGUCUUGGACUCUGACCUCCUGCUACUUGACUUGGGCCGACUCCUGCUCCGACCACUACAUCUGACCACCGUUGUCCAGUCAUGACACAAACAUAGUUUUCGGGAUUUAACUUUUCUAGUUUAGGUGAGGCCUAAGCAGAAAGAUUGCUGAGACACCAUCAGUGAAAAUGCUAUAAAAAAGGUUAUAUAAAAUUUGAUUACUUAAGCGUUCCCAUCUAGUCCUGAUGUAUAUGAUUUUAUGGCAUCCCACGCCCCAUUUUUAUUAUCUUAUUAUGCUCAAACCUUUUCCUGUCCUUCACCAUUGUGCAUGCCUGCUGGCUUGUUGUGGGUUUUUUGUUUUGUUUUAAGAGUUGCUUAUGAUUAGUAGACUCCUUGCAUUGACAAAACCUUCAAAGAAAACAAUAUUAGAAUAUUUAUUUUUGAAUAAGGAAAACAAAGAAGAGGAUUAACUUUGCAGAUGCAAGAAAAUAAUUGCCAACAAUGGUUGCUUUUCUGUGAGAGCAAAAUUAUGGGUUCUGAAGAGAAUAACAAUGAAUUGUAUAAAAUAACCACUACUCAGCAAGCAGUUGCCUCUUGUUGUGGCGCUAUUGUUACAUCACUGUUGGUGACACCUCUUGAUGUUGUCAAAAUUCGACUGCAAGCCCAAAGCAAUUCAUUCGCUAAUGGAAAAUGUUUUGUAUACUCCAAUGGUCUUAUGGAUCAUGUAUAUGUCUGUGAGGAUGGGAACAGCAAAGCCUGGUAUAAGAAACCUGGCCAUUUCAGAGGGAUGUUGGAUGCGUUUGUGAACAUUAUUAAAAUAGAGGGUAUUAAAUCACUGUGGAGUGGACUUCCUCCAACGUUAAUAAUGGCAGUUCCAAGUACAGUUAUUUAUUUUACCAGCUACGAUCAACUAAGUGAAGUUUUGAUAUCUAAACUAGGAAAAGACAGUGACUACAUUCCAGUUCUUGCAGGCUCCAUAAGCAGAUUGGGUUCAUUAACUAUAGUAAGUCCACUGGAAUUGAUCAGAACUAAAAUGCAGUCUCGCCAAUUAUCUUACAAGCAACUGCGUAUAUACAUCAAUAAUACACUGGCCAAAGAUGGUUGGCUUUCACUCUGGAGAGGCUGGGGUCCCACUGCUCUGAGAGAUGUACCUUUCUCAGCAAUAUACUGGUAUAACUAUGAACACAUCAAGAAGCGGUUGUGCAAGACAUUAGAUGCACAUGAACCAACAUUUAUGAUCAGCUUUACUUCAGGGGCAACAGCUGGCUCUAUUGCAGCUACAGUAACUUUACCAUUUGAUGUGGUGAAAACACACAAACAAACUGAAAUUUGGGAAUAUGAGACCUUAAACUUAUCACAGAAGAGGUCCACAUCAACAUGGACAGUAAUGAAGAGAAUUGUUGCUGAGCAUGGGUUUACUGGAUUAUUUGCUGGUAUUGUUCCACGGUUGAUUAAAGUUGCUCCUGCUUGUGCCAUAAUGAUCAGCACCUAUGAAUAUGGGAAGUCCUUCUUUCGUAAAUUAAACAAACAAAAAAUAUACAAAGCUAUUAAUUCUCACUCAAGCUGAGAUUGCAAUGAUAGUCAAGUAUCUGGUCACGGUUGUGCCAACUUUGACUGUUGACUAGAAUUAAACUAUUCCAGACCAGGUAAAAUUCAACCAUGACGUUUGCUAACCAGAUGCAAUUCCCUUUACUUAGCACUUCCUUCAGGUUGCUUAUGCACCUUUAUUUCUGAAUUCAAAAAAGUGUAAGAGUGCUACGUGGUGUGUAUAUUCCUAGAACCAUUGUUUAAAAUUUCAUGUGAAUUCUCUCUUUAAAGACCAUGCUUUUAGAGAGCUAAGGAAGUAAAUUGAUAGUUUUAUAAUCAUCAGAAAUGGGUAAAACACACUUUGAGGAUUGGUCAGAAACAUGAAAUAGUAUUUGCCACCUGUAUUAAAGAAAAAACCUCUUUCAGUGGAAAAUGAGACUGGUAUGGAACAUGAUUAUUUCUGACAUGCAUUUUAAUAUUUCUCCAAAUAGCCUCUCUUAAAUGUAUUUAUGCUCUGAGAAUCUAUUAGGUUUGUGUUCAGAAAAAUAGACAAUAUGUAAACAAACAUGGAAAGUCUUUCAUGAAUGCUCAAUCAUGUAUCUAAACAUAUCUAGAUAUUUGUCCCUUCAAGGAGUGGUUGUCUUGGCAUCAGUCUUCUUUGUUAUUGAAAGUUAGGUUAAGUAUUUCAUCAGUGUUUCAGUGAGACCGAGGGUAGAAGGGGGCACCACUAAAUAGCCUAGAAAUAGAACUGUAAAAAACAUUUAUAUUUGGCCUUCCAUAUAUGUGGUUUGAAAAUUGUAAGUAGGAGUAUCCUAUAGACCACAAAUAUAAUAGUUAGGAAUCCUGUAACUUUCACUGGUCCUAUAUUGAUUAGAAACUUUACAUUACACAAUCUUGAGUUAAAUGAAUAAUCAGAAUUAAGUUGUUUGCUAUGUAACCAUUUGCAUGUUUUUCACUUUGAUUCUGUUGCCAUUUAAGUUGCAAUUUCAAAGCAAAAUAGUUUAAUAUUUGGAUUCCAUUGCAGAGCCAUGUAUUAAGCUGAUUAGCUGGUUUAUUUCUAAAAGUUGGAAAUCAAAUUUCCCAUUAAGAGCCUGAGCCUGGAUUUUUGCACAUCCAAAAACUCCAGAGGGAAGCUUUGUGAUGUCCAAGCAAGGUAGGAGGGAGCCUACAGGAGGGUAAAAUGUGCUACCUAUGACGACUAGUUGUGUGCAAUCUUACUUUUGAAGUACAGUGGCUAUUAUGCUAAGGAAUUUUAAAUAUUAAGAUGUCUUGGAUACCUUUUGGGUGCAUGCAAGAGGUAUGAUGAAAGCUUUCACAAAACUAACUUCACUUCCAUAGCAUCUGAGGACCACAACCUAGUUCUUUAAGAAUUGGCAUUUAAGGUUUCUUGGUGGUGAAGGGGGGAGGUGUUAAACUUUGUCAGGGGUUCAUCUUUGUCACCUAAAACUAAAGUAUGUAGGUGACCUUUCUACAGCCCUGAAGCAGUAAGCUAGAAAUCACCAGUUCAUUUGUGGCUCUUCAGGUUUUUAUCCUUUCAUUAAUUCUGGACUGCUCUUUGUCCCCACUGAUCGCAUUGUAGGCUUUGUUGUUGCUAUAUUUUUAUGCACAGUACUAGUACAUCCACUUCAUAGUGACUAAGUGUUGCCUGUCAUGCUCACAGAGUUCAGUAAACUAAGAUAGUGCCCACUAUAUGUUAUGUGGCCAAGGAAAGAGAGCUUUUUUUUUCUUGUGGAAAAACACAGUUUUGCUAGCCAUCAAAGAUGAUGAUUAAGAGUCCUGCAGGUUAAAAGGAUGCAGAAUAAACAAUGGUGAGAGGGGGCAGGAAAAUGAGUUCUCAUUCAAGUGAUCCAUGAAGAAUUCUUUCUCAGGAUAAUUUACACUUUAAUAAUAUAAAAAGAAA